Messenger RNA from Aricia agestis (brown argus), 1178 nucleotides. It is a transcript of the gene MED30, whose product is annotated as mediator of RNA polymerase II transcription subunit 30. Gene Ontology annotation, biological process: positive regulation of DNA-templated transcription. Lineage: Eukaryota; Metazoa; Arthropoda; Insecta; Lepidoptera; Lycaenidae. The record is from RefSeq and is a predicted model, not a curated record. Bases 148 to 1011 code for a protein of 287 amino acids. The transcript is spliced from 8 exons. Gene Ontology annotation, molecular function: transcription coregulator activity. Gene Ontology annotation, cellular component: mediator complex.
GAAUCUUGUUUUGAAAGAUUAUAUUAUAUAUUUAGCGAUAUUAUAAAUUAGAUAUUAUCUAGUUUUUAAGCUUUAUUGCAGUUUUAAAUGAAAUCAAAAUAUUUGAGUGUAUAAUCUUGAAGUAUAGUGCUAACUGAAAGCCACGCAAUGGCAGGGCAAGGGCAUCAGUUUCCGGGCAAUUUCCAGGCCGGAGCUGGACCCAUGAGGUCUGGAUUUGGCGCAGGUCCUAUGGGCGGACAAAUGCAGGCCAUGCCUAAUCAAUUAGCAGGUGUAAUGGGUGGUCAAAUGGCAAAUCCCGGUAUGGUUGGCAUGGGUAACCAGAUGGUGCCACCGUAUGGUGCCACAAUGCAGAGUCAAAUGGCCACAAUCGGGAUGGGAGCUCAGGGUAUGGGUGUCGGUGUGAACCCCGGUCCAGGUGGGAUGGGUCCUCAGGGUAUGUCCAGUCAGCCACCAGUCUUGGCUGCUCAACAGGGAGGUAUGGGUGGAGGAGGGGCGGUGCCGCCGGCCGCCGUGGCCCCCGCCGCGCCCGCCGCACCGCCACAGAACAAGGAAUUCAACACGGCAUCCUUGUGCAAAUUCGGCCAAGAAACAGUUCAGGAUAUAGUCAGCAGAACACAAGAUGUCUUCCAAAACCUGAAAGCAAUGCAGCCACCCAACGGUACUCAACAUGGAGAAAACUCAAGUAAUGAUAAGAAGGCCAAAAUGCAAGAACAGUUACGGACUAUCAGACUCUUGUUUAAGAGAUUACGGCUGAUAUAUGAGAAGUGCAAUGAGACUUGUCAAGGCAUGGAAUACACGCACAUGGAGAGUUUAAUCCCAAUAAAGGAUGAGGCUGAAAACAAAGCGCUUGACGAGCGACGGAAUACAGAGUCCUACAAACUAGUUCUAGAAGAGAACAGGCAGUUGACAGAACAGGUGGUGUUAAAAAAUAAGCAGCUAAAAGAAGUGAUCACAAACCUAAGGACGAUUAUUUGGGAAAUUAACGUCAUGCUGACAAUGCGGAAAUCAUAAGUGGAGAAUAAAUAUUUAAUAAAUACAGCUGCCUUAAUCCCGACAGAAAAAAAUCGAAUCAGCUCGAUCUCAACAGCUUUUGCUAUUUCCGACAUAAUGUAUACUAGCGCAAAAUUCGUGCUGCGGCUCAAUUUGGAACUAAUUCGAUCUCAAUGGCUUCCCACUCU